AUAUUUAUAUCUCAUAUCUAGAGCAUAUCAUUUUGUAGUAGGCCUAUGCCUACUACAUAUGGAAACUUCAGGCAUAAAAAAUAUCCCAACCUUACGUAAUGGUUUGGUCUGCUUUUAAACUUCAGAGAGCCGAUCUUUAACUGUAGCGGACAGAUGCUUCCCUGCUAUAUUCAUGUACUACACAGUUGCAUUUGAUCGUGUGAAUAUAAUUUAAAACUUCACACUGAUUURCAAACGUUGUCUGAAGACUCAACACAAUUGCUGACCAAAUCAUAUUAUGAGACCAUGAUUACUUUAUUUUCAUGGUCCAGGCAUGCAGAAUGCAAACCCAAUAGAGGAGGUGGGAGGCGACACACCCUGUGAUGUGCCCUGUCUCCAGAAACUUGACUCCCCAACAGGGAGCCCUCCCAAACAAGCCUCUCUCGCAGAUAUGAUGGAGUUUGAGAAUUGUGUUUCCAAUCUCAGCCUUGCACAUGAGAUAGUGAUGAACAGAGACUUCAGCUUCAGACAGAACAGCCCACCCAAAGACAGCUUGGAAGGAAGAAUAUCUGACAUAGUUCACAGUGCUUUCUGGGACUGUCUUCGUGAGCAGCUUUCAUGCAGCCCYCCAGACUAUGUCCAUGCUGUCAUUCUGCUACAAGAGGUGAAAACUACCGUGCUGUCCCUGCUCCUGCCUGGCCACGUGCGUCUGAAGGCCCAGGUGGAGGAGGUUCUGGACCUGGAGCUGAUCCAGCAGCAGGCAGAUCAUGGGGCCCUGGACCUGCAAAGAUUGUCAGGCUACAUCAUCAAUACCAUGGCCUCCCUGUGUGCCCCUGUACGGGACCCAGAGAUCAAGACACUACGGGAUCUUUCGGACCCAGUGGAGCUCCUCAGGGAGAUCUUCAGAGUCCUUGGCCUGAUGAAGACAGACAUGGUCAACUUCACCGUACAGAGCCUCAGACCUAAUCUUCUUCAGCAGGCGGUCCAAUACGAGCGAGCCAAGUUCCAGGAGAUCCUGGAGAAGCAGCCUGAGUUCCUGGAYAAAACCACCGUUUGGCUUCAGGUGGCAGCACGAGAGGAGGCAUUGGUCAGUGCCCAGUCUGACCUUGACACUGGGACUCCCAAGCCACGUGGUCCAUUAAGUCCUACUGCCGUCCUGAACAGGGCUUACCUGCAACUGCUGAGCUGGGACCCCCAUGACCAGAAUUACCCUGAGACAGUUCUGAUGGACAGAGCCCGCAUAGAUGCACUGGGGCAGAGGCUGAGUCUGCUGGUUCUUGAGGCAUCAGUUCUGCUGUUGACUAGCACACAGUGUGGGGCCGCUGUUUUCUCUCUGCAGGGGUUUGUAGGUAAACUCAAGCAGACCAUCACUGCCCUACUGGAGGGCAGUCACAACAGGGACUUUGACCUGCAGGGGGCGUUGCUGGGGCUGAGGGAGCAGGUGCUGGUGCAGGUGAAGGAGGCUCUGAUCACCCAGGAAGGACCAGCGCUGCCUCAGGACAGUGAAGACGUGCUUAAGGGACAGAUCUCAGACCUGGCCAAGGACAACAACCCCAUCCGCACUCUCAUAGGAGAAAGAGUGCAGGGCUACCUCCAGGCCAUGCUAGAGGGAAGCMCCACUAAAAAGAGUCCGUCCAUGCCCCCUGCCCUGAGGCUGCUGAGUGCUGAGGUGGCAGAGCUGGGAAUGGCCUUAGGGCGAAUGGUCCAUUUCAACCGCUCAGUUUUCGGCCCCUUCUACGCCCCCAUCCUAAGGAAGAUGCUGUUUCCAUCGGGAGAGGCCGAGAUGGGGGAGGACUCCCGCUAGUCCCCCCAACACCUCAGGUCGCCUGCAUAAGCUGCCAUUCAACAUUUACACAAUGUAGAGCAGGGUUCCCAAACUGGCGACCCGYGGGCCAAAUAUGGCACGCCAACAAUAUUAUUUGGCUCCCCCAAAGACCCCCAAAUUAAWUUUUUWUAUUUUUUUWAUUUAAAAAAUGUAUAAAAAUCUCGGACCCGAGAUGCAAAAACUCCCAAAUGCAAUGUCCCAAGAAGGAAGUUACCCUACUUAAAUAAUGCAAAAGUUAAGUUUUAACUUCAUUCAUGAGGAGAGAGAAUGCAGGAGACAGUCAACUGAUAAAGCUGGCAACGGACCAUUUUGUGGUGCUGAAACUUAAAGCUGCAACCAGAGCACAAUCAAUAGGAGGUGAACAGCGCCUGGUGCUGAAAAUAUAGCUAACUUGUUAUGCAAGUGUUGCACAGCGACAGAUGGAGAAAACCUACACCAGUCGAGUAAUUCAUUUCAACAAUAAUCUUCAUUUUAUUUUGACUUUACAAACAAGAAGAAGGCUUAAUUGUCUUCUGAGCCUAGGCCUACAUAAAGCCUAGGCCUACAUAAAGCCUAGGCCUACAUAAAAUAACAACUGGCUGUGGUAUGCUAUAAGGCUUAACAGUAUCUUUCACAAGAAAAAAAUAUAUGGCCUAAUAGAAGUGGGAUUUUUUUUUUUUUUACAAGGUCUCCUUACAAUUCCAACUGGCCAAAAAUGGAGCAUCCUAGAUAAAACAAUAAUUUAAAGAAAAAAAAGGUGAAUGUCUAUCAGCAUAGCCUGCUUCUGUAACGACAGAACAAACAGAUAAUACUGUCAGCUUGAGACCUAAAUAUCCCUGGAUAAGCACUCACAAUAAUGUUAGUAUUUACUAAGUACAGUCAUAUAGGCCACUAAGUUACUCACUCAAUGGGAAAAGUUGCAUUCCCCCUCGAUCUUSUGGAUGUCACGUGAGAUGGAUGGGAGUUUGAUGCGCAGGCAGUCAACGAUUGACUUAUGUGAAAGCCGGUUCCUGUCUUGAGUCUAUAUUGCGUUCAUAGAGGAAAAUGAGGACUCGCAGGUGUAAGUCGAUCCGAACUUAGCGCAUGAAAUGCACGUUUCUUUAUUGGGUGUAUUUCUCUGAGCAUGCCACCCAAAACGCACACAAGGACUCGGUACUCCUGAGCGCAUCCCUGAUUUGGCUCGAUGUCUGUAAUUCAAUCAGCUCAGUUUGAAUUGCRGCCUAAUUUUUUUAAUUUAAACUUUAUUUAACUAGGCAAGUCAGUUAAGAACAAAUUCUUAUUUACAAUGACGGCCU
Salvelinus sp. IW2-2015 is the source of this 3078-nucleotide messenger RNA. The record is from RefSeq and is a predicted model, not a curated record. NCBI's taxonomy places the organism in Eukaryota, Metazoa, Chordata, Actinopteri, Salmoniformes, Salmonidae.